GGGCCUGCCAGGCACGCUGGUACGUGCACUCGCGCAGCACAUAAGGGCUUACCGAGCAAUCGCAGCCAUCUACAUCGACCCCGCUCACUCGUAUGCUCGGGCAUUUGGGCACCCACCUGCUUUCGCUCACCCGCUUACCCGCCCGCUCAUCCACUCGGCCACCUGCCAGCCCACGCGACCGUGGCAAACCGGCGAGGUCAAUGAACCCCUCGCGUCAUGCGCGCGCUGGCGGACGUCCAUCCGCCGCCGCCAUACAGGCGCUCGCCUUGUGCCCGCCGUGCGCAAACACGCCCACAAGCCUAGUCUGUCGCGCCAACAACCGCUCUCGACGCGUACGAGGACACGAGCGCAUCACUGGCAGCCUGCCACGCGGUCGUUUGUGGUGCCCACACACGACGAGCAGCAUCCGCUGCUGCCCAUCAUGGCCCAUUACUGCCCUGCCUGUCUGCGUGCUCGCCCAUGCACUUGCCCGUCCGCACACGCUCGCCCAUCCGCUCGCUCAUGCACCUGCCUGCUCGCACAGCACCUGCACCCCUGUCAGGCACACCCGCCCCCUCGCCUGCUCGCCCGCCGUGAGCCUACCGCCUGCCCUCACUGUUAGCCAAUUCGCGGAUCAUCCGAGUCAUACUCACGCCUACUCACGCCAUAGCAUGCUGAUUUGGGACCAACAUCACUUAGAAUACAUUAGGCUACUUCAUUACGGUAUCUACUUGUACCCGUCGACGCGAAAAUGUGUACACAGCUUAAUGCGCUUCGCUGCAUAUCACGAAACAGUUGGUCAGACUACUAGUAAGAAAUAUUGUGAUCAGUGACAAUAGGGCAGUAAUAACGGUUUACAAUUAGUCAGUAGACUAUAUAAUGUGAAUCUAAUCAGCUCGUUAUCGGCGUCAUUGUUUGGUCAGUCCAGCUCCGCGGAGUCCACGUGGACAAGUCC
This is a messenger RNA of Fomitopsis serialis, 934 nucleotides long. RefSeq lists its product as uncharacterized. The coding region runs from base 93 to 812 and encodes 239 amino acids. The transcript has a single exon. NCBI's taxonomy places the organism in Eukaryota, Fungi, Basidiomycota, Agaricomycetes, Polyporales, Fomitopsidaceae. The record is from RefSeq and is a predicted model, not a curated record.